AUGGAUUGUCUCGCGAAUCAUCGAUGCAAGACGCUUAUUUUGCCUGACACAAUGAGAAUACCACUGAAUAUGACGGUGGUGUAUAAGCAAGUCAGAAUUCCGAUCAUUCGCUCCAUUUUCCUUUCUCAUUCCUGGACAUGGACACUAACAGUUCUCCUUAUUCUGUUCGCCGCUUUCCUCAUUAUGGUAUCCACAUCAUUCAAUGCAGAAACGCACGAAAAUCCAUUUCGAUUCAUGUUCCUAACGCACCCCAUCACCGUAUCAAAGCCUCAGCUCGAGCGCAUGUUUCCAUCUACCUCUUUUUCGAGUAUCAAGCAAGAGGACUGCCCUAUCUGUUUAAGCUCGUUCACUGCAGCUGACAAGAUUCGAACUCUGCAAUGUGGCCAUGUAUUUCACUCGGAAUGCAUCGAUCCCUGGAUGAUUGAGUACAAGGCGGAGUGCCCGCUGUGCAAGAACGACAUUCGAACUGCAAAAGAAGCGAUUUCAACAAACAAUUAA
Molecule: messenger RNA, 498 nt
Organism: Blastocystis hominis
Lineage: Eukaryota; Bigyra; Opalinata; Blastocystidae
Exons: 4
Coding region: 1-498 (165 amino acids)
Source: RefSeq, a predicted model, not a curated record